Messenger RNA from Cladophialophora yegresii CBS 114405, 324 nucleotides. RefSeq lists its product as uncharacterized. Lineage: Eukaryota; Fungi; Ascomycota; Eurotiomycetes; Chaetothyriales; Herpotrichiellaceae. The record is from RefSeq and is a predicted model, not a curated record. The transcript has a single exon. The coding region runs from base 1 to 324 and encodes 107 amino acids.
AUGGCGAGGCGCAAAGCCAAGAAAACCAACCCAAGUUGGACCCUCAAGGCGGAAGUCCUGCUGUUGAACUGGCUUGACGCCAGCAAAGGCGCGGAUGGAGCGUUACGCCACGACGAAGAGACAACACUGAACGAUUUUGUCGCAGGCGACGAGUUCGUGCGCCAGCAUGUGGGCAUCCAAGACUUUCCGACAGAAGAAGAGAAGAGACAGCACGUCCAACUCAGACUCCGAUACUUGUGGAGCAACUUCCGAUCGCCACUCUAUGCAGAGACACCUUUCGCCAAGACCAUCAUCUACACGAAAGGUAGCGCGGCACUGGACUGA